Bipolaris sorokiniana ND90Pr is the source of this 2586-nucleotide messenger RNA. RefSeq lists its product as uncharacterized. Lineage: Eukaryota; Fungi; Ascomycota; Dothideomycetes; Pleosporales; Pleosporaceae. The transcript has a single exon. The coding region runs from base 7 to 2586 and encodes 859 amino acids. The record is from RefSeq and is a predicted model, not a curated record.
GCAGCUAUGGCCUCGAUUACAGCACCAACAUCGAUAGCAGACCCCGCACCAGAUGAGAACACAGACCCGUUGGCCGCGGAGAACAGUGCGCAUUCCUCACCUCAAAAGCGCGUCUGUCCCGCUGCGUCGAGCCUGAGGUCACCUCUGGUUUGCGAACGGUUCCUAUGUGAAACGACAAUGUCUGUAACACCACAGCCUCGGACGCCUACUGGAGGGUAUAGAAUGGGCGUUAGAGUUCGAAACAGCCCAUUGCCAACCAAUUUGGAAGUAGGGAAGAACACCUUUCGCCCUCCAAUGAAUUGUUCAUCGAGUAGGAUCUCGCCAAAGAAGGAUGCAACUGGGGCCAGGGAUAGCACGGCGGAGAACGCAAAAGAAGUGACGACACCCACGAAAAUACGGUCAACCAGUCCCUUGAAAAUGAUGAUCUCCAUGAAGCCGAGCCCUGCGAGAGCCGCUGUCAGUACGCCACCAAAAGCCACCGCCCCAAAGCACGAGUUUCGAACCGGAUCUCCAACAAAAAAGCCGUCGAGUCCCUCGAAAAACCGGAGCGCUAGAAAGCAGGAUUCCGAUAAGUCCUUGUUCAAGACUCCCUUGGAAAAGGGUAGACCGGAAACACCCAACCACGAACGGCCUUGCAGUCCAGUGAAGCGAACGAUUGAGCUAGACUCGCCCUCCUCAUCUGUUGAUAUGAGCCCGGAUCUGGCCAGAAAUCUAGUAUCACAUACCAACCAUUUGCUCCGGAUGCUCUCAGGGUGUCUAGCAGACGCUACCAUGGACGACGAUUCAGCAGCGAUACCCGUUAGACGAGCUAUCCCCAACCCGAGCGAAUACUUUACACCAAUCAAAAAAACACGACAGCCGGUGAACUUGCAGCCGAAAAACAUUGGUGGUCUCACGGCGAAACUUGGAAGCAACAAUACUAGUCCGGCUUUCGAAUGGCCAUUUUCCCCGGGCGAGGAAAGAAAUCUUGCUUCGCCUACGCUUACCCCGUUACGCAAGGCUUCUGAAAAGCUUCAGCUGGUGGGGUCAGGUUCUUACAAGAGGAUGUCAGGAGAUGGUGCUCCAUGUGCAUCGGAUGUGGCUGCUAGACUUAACUUUGAGAAGGAGUUGUCUUCAAUUCUGCCUUUCCAGGGACUAGAGCAGGUUGUCAACAUGUCAACCGAGGUGCAACCCCCUCAAAUUUUAUCAGAGUCUGGUAUAAAGUGUUUCGCCGACAAGACACAAGAAGCGCAGACAUCUCAAUACUCGUCUUCAUAUUGUCCGAAUACGAAACGACAACGCGAUACAAGGGCGGAUUCGGGGAAGCAAGUUGAUUGGGGUGAUGCAAACGAGGAUACCUUGGAGAAGUCCGAUACACAAACUGCUGGCCGGGACGAACUCGUAGAGAUGAGUCUCGGAAUAUCAUUGGAUCUGGAGAAAGAUACGGACAACGCAAAGACAACUCCUUCGGAGAUUUCAACCCCAGCACUUUACGAACCUGUCAACUUGAGCGAGGUACUGCCGAUACCGAACAGCGACUCCACCAGAGACCGACAAGACUCGAGUAGCUCAGGUACAGUUGGAAAGUCAGCAACACUCGAAAAGUUCAACUACAACAUGUCGUCUCUACCAAGAAUUAAGACGAACUCUCCAAACAAAGUGGCCUCGACAAAGCUCCCUAGCAAGUCCACGAUACCGCGGUGUCAGUCUAGCGGGUACCUAUCAGCCCAAAAAAAAGACAAUCGUCCCGCCACAACCGAGUCACCAAACUCCAAAGCCAUAAACAUGAACAAGACAAAAGGCCCAGCAAACACAAUAUCCCAAAAACCCACCAAAUCCAUUACCACACCCAUCAAAACCGCCUCAACCCUUCCCCGCCUCACCCGCACCUCAACCAAGCAACCUAGUAGCCGCCUUCCCGCCACAUCAACCUGGAAGCUCGAAAGCCCCUUCGCAACCCCUCCCCCGCCCAAACGCCCCCUCUCCCUCCACAUCCCCCCCAAACUCGCCUCUAUCCCAACUUUGAAACAAAAACCCUCAACCCCCAAGCCCCCACGCCCUCUCUCCCUAGUAUCGCCCCGGAAAACACCACUGCAAUCAACUCGCCCGAAUACCACCACCGCCGCCACUCUACCCAGACGCUCACCCACGAAAUUUGAAAAGGCAGAGUCUCCUCCAUCGCCCCCGAAAAAACUAGAAGCACCACAGGAAUCAACAACCCCCUCCACAACCCCGCCUACCCUCCUCCUCCUCCCCGCCCCAACACCACCCCCCUUCCCCUCCCUACCCGCAGUCUUGACCCAAAACGUAUCUCCAACGCGUCCUCCCCGGCGUCGCCAACGCCGUCCGGCUGCGCUAUUCAUCCCUGUUCCUGCGCCCGCCCCCACGCUUUCACCCGCUGCAGAUGCUGCAUCGACGUAUCUGGCUCCGCAAGACAUCGACCGCAACGCCCUCCGCACACCCAGCAAGACCAUUGUACACAGCCUUGACAAGGCGAUUGAUGAGAAGAUUGCCGAAGAUGCGGCGAGGGGGGUUGUAGUUACGGCGGGGGGGAAUCGGGUUAGGGAUUUGUUGGAGGCGAGGAAGAUACGGGGAUAUGAGGGAUAG